This is a messenger RNA of Manihot esculenta (cassava), 2298 nucleotides long. Its product is annotated as probable LRR receptor-like serine/threonine-protein kinase RKF3. Bases 178 to 2124 code for a protein of 648 amino acids. The transcript has a single exon. NCBI's taxonomy places the organism in Eukaryota, Viridiplantae, Streptophyta, Magnoliopsida, Malpighiales, Euphorbiaceae. Gene Ontology annotation, molecular function: protein kinase activity; ATP binding. The record is from RefSeq and is a predicted model, not a curated record. Gene Ontology annotation, biological process: protein phosphorylation.
UUCACUGUUAAAUUAAGAGAGAAGAAAUAACCUAAUUACAGAUAACCUUCCUGGAACUCUGCUCUUUCAACUGUCAACUGGGCGCUGCCAGAAGUAGAACAAAAACACCAACUGCUUCAUUUCUAGUCAAAUUAUGCCUAUCGUCUCUCUUGUGAACCCACCAUCCUGAGCUUCCCCAUGUCCCUCUUCUGCAACUAUUGUCUGCUUUUCUUCACAUAUCUAGCUCUCUCCGUGACACCCAGCUUCGCCCAAAACGGCACCGCUUCAUGCCCGCUCGACUUCGGCGUCCUCCGCAAGCUCAUCGCCGACUCCAAGUCCACCAGUAUUUCGGGUUCCCAGGAAUGCCAGUACGCCAGGCAAGGAUUGCGACUCGUCCAAUCCUACUACCUGCAGCGCAGUAAUUCAUUCUUGCCCCCGCUCGACUCGGCCGAGGCCUGCUGGCGAGCUUAUCAGGAUAUUGUUAACGAUUUACGACCCAACUUUGAUAUUCGAUCAUCUUGUGGAUUCAACACCAGUUGGAUCUCUCAAGGCUGUAUGGAUAUCACUACUAGAUCUCAAUAUGAGGCUCAGGUUCCCAACUCCUCGUUUCGUGACGUCGUUUCCAAUUGUAACCAGUCGCUUGAAAAUAAUUCCCCCUGUGCAGCUUGCACUGCCAGCUUGUCGAGGCAGCAGGCCUUGUACUUGACUGGGAAGUCCGUCGGGAACCUGUCGGAUUGUCAAGCGUAUCCGUCGAUUUAUGCGGCGGCGUUCGCUAAUAGGUAUGGUCCCACCGAUAGAGGUACAGCUAAGUGUUUGUUUUUGCUUGAUUUCAUUCCAAAGAAAUCGGGAAGCAAAAAGAGGAAACUUUUGAUUUUGCUAAUUUCUAUUUUGGGUGUGGGAUUGCUGAUAAUAAUUGGUGGGUGUUGGUUUUUGAGGCUAAGAUACGAGGGUUUGAGGAGAAAAAAGAAAAGAGAUAGAAUUGGUAGGGGAGUUGAGAUGAAUUUGAGUGCUGGAUUGGAGUCCAUCAGUGGAAGUACUACUCUUGUUGAAUACAAAAUUGAUGAGAUAAAAAAGGCAACUAGGAAUUUUUCGAGGGACAACAUUAUUGGAAGAGGAGGCUAUGGAAAUGUGUAUAAAGGUGAAUUGCCAGAUGGGUCUCAAGUGGCUAUGAAAAGGUUCAAGAAUAUGUCUGCCGCUGGCGAUGCUAGUUUCAUACAUGAACUCGAGGUUAUUGCUAGUGUGAGGCAUGUGAAUCUUGUUGCAUUGAGAGGCUACUGUACAGCCACUACUCCAUUUGAGGGUCACCAGAGGAUAAUCGUGUGUGAUUUGAUGAAGAACGGGAGUUUACAUGACCAUUUGUUUGGAUCUCAGAAGGAAAAGCUUAGCUGGCCUGUUAGGCAAAAGAUUGCACUGGGAACCGCCAGGGGAUUGGCAUACUUGCAUUAUGGCGCUCAACCAGGAAUUAUUCAUAGGGAUAUUAAAGCCAGUAACAUACUUUUGGAUGAAAGAUUCGAGGCCAAGGUGGCGGAUUUCGGUCUGGCAAAGUUUACCCCAGAGGGUGCAACUCAUUUAAGCACCAGAGUAGCUGGAACUAUGGGAUAUGUUGCUCCUGAGUAUGCUUUGUAUGGGCAAUUGACAGAAAGAAGUGAUGUGUAUAGCUUUGGUGUUGUGCUUCUUGAGCUUUUGAGUGGAAAGAAGGCACUCAUUGUGAGUGAAGAGAGCCAGCCUGCUCUUGUGACUGAUUGGGCAUGGUCACUGGUGAGGAAAGGGAAAGCUUUAGAAGUUAUUGAAGAUGGUAUCCCAGAGCUAGGCCCUCAAGAUAUUCUGGAGAAGUAUGUGUUAAUUGCAGUUCUUUGCUCUCAUCCACAGUUAUAUGCCAGGCCAACUAUGGAUCAGGUUGUGAAAAUGUUGGAAACAGAAGAAUCAAUUCCCACAAUCCCAGAAAGGCCAAUUCCACUUGUUGCUCAGCUGGAUGAUAUCGAGAGAUCAGCAAGCAGUAGCUGGUCAGGUCAGCUCUCUAGUCCGGCUGGCUACCGAACAUAUAUGCUAGAGAAUGAUCACCCUUCUAGCCAUCAGGCAAGGUCUAGUUCUGGCCACAUGGAGGCAAGGUUUAGUUCGGACUCUAGACCAGUGGAGUUGUUGUAAAUUUUGUAGAAUGGCCAAAGAGGAUCAUGUAAGCUCUCUUGUGAUGCUUCCGCUGAUUGAUAUGCUCUAUUUGAUCCCAAGGUUUCAAAAUUUGGAGCUACAACUCCACUGUAAAGAUAAAUGUAGAACGAAAUUUGAUUUUUUCAAGGGACAUACAUUUUUUCUUCUUGAUUA